UGGAUCCCAACAAAAUGUUCCACCUCUCGAUGAGGGACCUCCCCCGGGGUUCACUCCCUAUCAGUACUCAGGCCAACCUGGACUGGUAACAGUUCAACCGCGGGUAGGGCAGCCAUUUGGAUAUCAUUCUAGCAACACCACUGUGGUUGUUCAGCAACAACAGGUCCUAACUCGACCUCAGAUGAGGGACUGGAACUCGGGUCUCUGUGGCUGUUUCGAGGAUAUGACAUCAUGUUGUGCUGUGUUUUGGUGUAUGCCUUGCUAUACCUGUUACCUUGCAAAUAAGCUUGGAGAGUCCUGUUGCCUGCCGUUAGCCAUUGGAUCCCACUCUCUGAUUCCCCUCCGAACAAAAGUCCGUGUUGAGAACAACAUUAUCGGCAGUAUUUGUGAGGACUGUUGCAUGGUCUACUGGUGUCCCGCAUGCGUCAUGUGCCAACUGUCACGUGAACACGAUUACAUCCGGUUGAAGCAGCAGAGAAGCCUUUAAAUAGCAUUCUUGAAUUUGAUUAAUGUGUUUCAUUUAUCAAAACCAUAUGGUAUAUGUUUAUCAAUUUAUCAUGUAUUUUAUGUAUCUUAGACAUGUUUUCUUUUUUACUUAUGAGCCAAGGACUUGGUCGAUUGAUCGAUUGACAAACUAAAUUUGCAA
This is a messenger RNA of Saccostrea cuccullata (small rock oyster), 646 nucleotides long. Its product is annotated as cornifelin homolog B-like. The record is from RefSeq and is a predicted model, not a curated record. The transcript is spliced from 4 exons. The coding region runs from base 182 to 487 and encodes 101 amino acids. Lineage: Eukaryota; Metazoa; Mollusca; Bivalvia; Ostreida; Ostreidae.